CCCCAAGGUCACCUGGCCAGGGUCAAAGCCCAUUCUAGACACCCCUCCACCAGUUCAAGGCGUAGUCUUUGGAGUUCUCACAGUGGUGGGGAGGAUUCAAGGCAACGUGCCACCGCUCCCCAUUCCCUUCCCCCACCACCCUCAGCGCUGCGUGUGUGGGUAACCAUGACAACCGAAGGUCCCGACACCAGCAGAUAUUCCUCCGCAUUCCUAAGUCUUGGAGGUGGCGUCCCCUUCCCUGCCUGCUGAAGCCCCCAUGGAUACAGUGCUCGGUUCCGCAGCAUCUGAACCAGGCCCAUUCUACUGACUCAGCGGUGAGAUGAGAAAAAAAGAAGUGCUUAUUUUGAAAGCGCGUUGAUGUCUUUUUGACCCUUCGGCAGCUCCGUCCAGUAACUGUGGCGAUGGGCCGCUGAAGGCACGUGAUUACACUACCCGGUAGAGGGGUGGAUCACGUGAUGCGACGAUCUGUGAGCGGCCUGCACUGAGAUCUGCUUCUCGAACCCGAGAUGGAGGCGACCCUGGAGCAGCACCUAGAAGACACGAUGAAGAACCCGUCAAUCGUGGGUGUUCUGUGCACGGAUUCUCAGGGACUGAACCUGGGCUGUCGUGGAACCCUGUCUGAUGAACAUGCUGGGGUGAUCUCUGUCCUAGCCCAGCAAGCAGCUAAACUAACCUCCGACCCAACAGAUAUCCCUAUGGUCUGCCUAGAAUCAGACAAUGGGAAUAUAAUGAUCCAGAAACGUGAUGGCAUCACAGUGGCAGUACACAAAAUGGCAUCUUGACCUCUCAGAUCUAUUCUCCAAACAAGUGUAGAACUCAGACCAAUCUUUCCAUCUCAUUUUGCUAUAUUGCUACAUGAUGUAGUGCCAGUACUUGGGCCAUCCAUUAAAUAUAAUACCUGCUUCUUUUUCUGUUUAUUACUUUUAAAUUGUCUUUGUAAGCACUUAGUGAAAGGGUAAUGUCUUAAGGUGUUUGUCAAAACUAAGUUGAUGUAUCUCUAGACUUUGGUUAUGGUCAGUAAAAUAUAGCUUAAGAAGCAUUGAGCUUUUCCUAGGUUGCACAAAAUGUUUGUAUCAUACAGCCUGAAGGAUAUAGGAUCAACAUUUUCUAUUUUCUAAAAGGCCUAUUAUUGGGACAGCUGAGUAGCACAGUGAAUAAAAGAACUGCAGGCCUGGAGUCAAGACAACCUAGGUUCAAAUCUGGCUUCAGAUACCUCCUAGCUAUGUGACCUUGGGCAAAUAAUUUAGCCCUGACUGCCUAGCCCUUGCAGCAGCACUGUCUUAGAAUUGAUAAGACAAAGAAUAAGGGUUUAAAAAUAUUUAGUUAAAAAAAAUAAGGCCUAUGCUUCCAACUACUUAUCUUUCCAAAGUUUUCCUAAAGCCCAUUUCUUAUCCAUAAGAGUGGUGUUGUGAUAGCUAAUUAACCUUAAUUUCACUGGCAGAGGAUACUACAUUUUAAAAAUUGGGAACAGGCUGGAUAAGAGUAUUUUUGUAUUAAGUUUUCUCUGUUAAAUUUAAUUUCUGUGAGUAAGAAAUGUACCCUCUAUAAGCUAACGGUACUUAAUGCAUAACCAUGUAUAAGCAGGCAAGAAGAUGUCUGAUCUUGUUAAAAUGAAGGACCAGAGCAACUACCACCACUACUAGGAAGAAAUAUUUCUCUGAUAUACUUUAAUGCAAUAAAUAUUUAUUGAAUGCC
Messenger RNA from Monodelphis domestica (gray short-tailed opossum), 1695 nucleotides. RefSeq names its product late endosomal/lysosomal adaptor, MAPK and MTOR activator 5 (gene LAMTOR5). Lineage: Eukaryota; Metazoa; Chordata; Mammalia; Didelphimorphia; Didelphidae. Gene Ontology annotation, cellular component: lysosome; Ragulator complex; cytoplasm. Gene Ontology annotation, molecular function: guanyl-nucleotide exchange factor activity. Gene Ontology annotation, biological process: positive regulation of TORC1 signaling; cellular response to amino acid stimulus; negative regulation of apoptotic process. The record is from RefSeq and is a predicted model, not a curated record.